Molecule: messenger RNA, 576 nt
Organism: Bombyx mandarina (wild silkworm)
Lineage: Eukaryota; Metazoa; Arthropoda; Insecta; Lepidoptera; Bombycidae
Source: RefSeq, a predicted model, not a curated record
AUGGUCACGAGAAUCGGCCCGUGCUACGGUUCACCAGUCCCCGUCGUAAGCGUCGGAGAGUUCAGCAUUACAACGAAAACUCACGACUCUGCCGUCAGCGGAGAUAUUCACAUAUCGAGGAAUAUUGAGAAUGGUUGGACUUUAAAGGCCACGAUGCAGAAAUGCCAAGAUUUGCGGAACACGGACACGUGCGACUACUUCAGGUCUUACUACAUCCUGAAGGAUGGCUGCAGCAGCGACAGCGGAGAGGAAGCAGAACUUUACACCAUGAUUUUUCAUUACAUCGAACCGAAUAUGGACUGUCCGAUCCAAGCCGGCGAUUACUAUUUGUCCCAGUUCCCAGUGUUCACAGAGGACAAUUACUUGACAGUUCACGAAUCUAAAAUAUCGACUAGCGUCUUCGGCUACACUUAUACGUUGGAAGGAUUUGACAAAAAAAAUGAAACGAUAUUUUGUUUGGAAGCGUUUCUGCAGCUACUGUAUAUCCGCGACCACAACUGGUUGGCGAAACCGAAGCUCAACAACGAAAUCAAGAAGAAAACUUCUAGUGAAGAUGAUAAUGAAGAAACUUCAUAA